CAAGUAAAAAAAAAAGAAAAGGGGAUACGUAGAGAAAAAGGAGAGAAACAAAGAAGGUGAGAAGUAAGGGUCUUGGUGUUGGUGUGUGAACAUAGAGAAAAGGUGUUUCUAACGUACAUUGUAAUCCAUAGGUAUUGCACAUCACGCAACAGUGACCAACCUCCUUGUUUUUGUUCUCUCAGAGCACACAAGACCUCUCACUCUUUUAAAUUGAUCAGACGAAGGUGGAGAGAAUCCAAACGACGAUGGGUCUUGACAAGUGGCUAGCUUUGCUGUACCCAAGAGUGCAGGGAGGAAGGAGAGAAAAGGAGUGUUGCAGUGUGUGUUUGAUGAGAAUGGAGGACGAGGAUGCGAUCAAGUCCUUGCCUUGUUCACAUGAGUUUCAUAGUCUCUGCGUUGACACGUGGUUCGAUGUCAGCAGGAAGAUUUGCUGUCCACUCUGCCGGUUUUCACCAGCUACCAUCCUCCUGACCGAUGAACUGUUCCUCUGGUUCUCUUCUUUUCAUUUCUGAUUGUAUUCCUGCUUUUCUGGGGAUCAAACAAAACACCCUUUUCUCCUUGUAAUGCUGCUAUAAAGUCUCUUGUAGUACUAGUUUUUUUCUUUCCAAGGGGGAACGUAUAAGAAAGUUUGAUCCCCUUACUGUAAAAAGAUACCAAACAAAGCUUCUUAUACCAUGUUA
Molecule: messenger RNA, 680 nt
Organism: Brassica rapa (field mustard)
Lineage: Eukaryota; Viridiplantae; Streptophyta; Magnoliopsida; Brassicales; Brassicaceae
Product: putative RING-H2 finger protein ATL69
Molecular function (GO): zinc ion binding
Source: RefSeq, a predicted model, not a curated record